AUGGUCAAGACACUAGCUUUCGGAGACAUUGAGGUCCCUUCCCCUGGCUUUGGUGCCAUGGGUAUCAGCUUUGGUCUCGGUUCCAACUUGAGUCUUGAGGAGGCUGAGCCCGUGCUUCUGAAGGCAAUUGAGCUGGGAUGCACAUUCUGGGAUACUGCUGUGGUCUACCAAGCAGGUGUCAACGAGAAGCUCCUUGGAGAGUUCAUUAGGAAACACAACGUUCGCGAUAAGGUUUUCAUCGCUUCCAAGUGCGGUUUUGAUGUGUUUGGAAAAGGUGGAGUGACCAACUCUGCGUCCCACAUCAAGCAAUACGUCGAGGGAACCAUUGAGAGACUUGGCUUCGCCCCCGACCUCUACUACCUUCACCGCAUUGACCCUAACACGCCACUCGAGGAGUCUAUCCCUGCACUGGAUGAGAUUCGCAAGGCGGGAAAGACGAAGUACAUUGGCUUGUCCGAAUGCUCAGCUGCGACAUUGCGCAAGGCCAACUCUAUCGCCAAGAUUGAUGCGGUUCAAGCAGAGUACUCAGCCUUUGAGACUCUCCACGAGACCGACGGACUUAUUGACACCGCCAAGGAGUUGGGCGUCGCGUAUGUCGCCUAUAGUCCUCUGGGUCAUGGCUGGCUGGUCGACGAUUUCCCGUUCAAGAGCCCGGACGACUUUGCCCCGGAUGACUUCCGUCGCAGUGUUCCCAAAUUCCAGGGAGAGAACUUCUACAAGAACAAGGCUAUUGUCGAUGAGAUUAAGAAGCUUGCAGACAAGAAGGGCUGCACUCUGCCCCAGAUCGCCCUCGCGUGGGUCGCUGCUCAGGGCAUGAUUGCCAUCCCCGGUACAACGAAAGCCAAGAGGCUCGAGGAAAACUGGGCGUCUCGAGAUGUGGAGUUGACAGAGGAAGAAAAGAAGGAGAUGAGGAGGAUUAUUGACGCUGCUAAGCCUCAUGGAACUAGAUAUGGCCCCAGUCACCAGGCUCUGGUUGGGCACUAA
Messenger RNA from Colletotrichum chrysophilum, 984 nucleotides. RefSeq lists its product as uncharacterized. Gene Ontology annotation, cellular component: cytoplasm. NCBI's taxonomy places the organism in Eukaryota, Fungi, Ascomycota, Sordariomycetes, Glomerellales, Glomerellaceae. The record is from RefSeq and is a predicted model, not a curated record. The transcript has 6 exons. Bases 1 to 984 code for a protein of 327 amino acids.